AUGGCCUACGCGGGAUACGGUGCAGCUCCGGGAGGCAUGCCGCCACAGCAGCAGGAUCCUCUCUAUGGCUACUUUGCAGCAGUUGCCGGGCAAGAUGGGCAAAUCUCUGCAGACGAGCUACAACGAUGCCUCACUCAGUCUGGCAUCUCUGGCACUUACCAACCCUUCAACAUGGACACCUGCAGACUGAUGAUCAACAUGCUGGACCGAGACAUGUCUGGCACCAUGGGCUUCACCGAGUUUAAAGACCUGUGGCAAGCCUUGAAUGCCUGGAAGAACCUUUUCAUGUCCUUUGACCGCGAUCGGAGUGGGACGGUUGAAGGUCAGGAGAUGCAACAGGCUAUCAGAUCUCUGGGUUACAACCUGAGUCCUAACGGGAUGAACAUGGUCAUGAAGCGCUACGGCGUCAACGGAAGAAUCCCUUUCGAUGAUUUUGUGUGCUGUUGCGUUCGACUUCGCGCCUUAACCGAUCAAUUCCGACGCCGUGACACGUCACAAAAUGGCAGCGCCACCUUCCAGUAUGACGACUUCAUCCAAGUGACCAUGAGCAUGUGA
Molecule: messenger RNA, 555 nt
Organism: Nerophis lumbriciformis (worm pipefish)
Lineage: Eukaryota; Metazoa; Chordata; Actinopteri; Syngnathiformes; Syngnathidae
Source: RefSeq, a predicted model, not a curated record